Molecule: messenger RNA, 3420 nt
Organism: Besnoitia besnoiti
Lineage: Eukaryota; Apicomplexa; Conoidasida; Eucoccidiorida; Sarcocystidae
Exons: 12
Coding region: 1-3420 (1139 amino acids)
Source: RefSeq, a predicted model, not a curated record
AUGGGCAACGUUUGCGGAAAAGGCGCCUUCCCUCGCGAAGGCGUCGAGGUCGACCUGGCGCCGCUUUUCAGCUGCAGUUACGUAGCGGAAGGGAACAAGACUGUCCAAGAUACGGCUCUCAAACACUUUACGAAGAUGACGGAGGCCGAGUGGAACAUCGUGAUGACAAAGGGGCCGUAUGGUUGGCGCAUGUGCCUGCCCCCAAAGGCGAGUACUAGCCCGCCUCACCAAGAGCUGGAUGCGAAAAACAGUCGCCAAACCGCGCCCGAGAAGAGCGGAACAAAAGACGAAGGGCGAAAUCGCAUGCGCAUUUUACGGGAAUCCGUGGCUCUCGCCAUUGCUCCGGGCACGAAUUUCACCGCCAACACUCCGCGGUCUGUGCAAGGCUGUGAAGUAGAUAUCAUUCACGAAGGGUGUUGCACUGUCCGAUUCGACACACUCAAUCCUUCCGCUAGCAAUGAAGGCAGGAAUGAAGCUGAAGCCUCCGCUGGUUCAGAGGACAAUCCAGUCGACGCGCACGCAGACCACGGCCUAGGAUCAAGCGGCAAGAGGCACGUCCUUCAACCUAAGCCGGUUGUUCUUCAGUCGACGCUCCCGCUGCCUCCGCAGUCCGAGCUGUACUUCGAGGUGGAAUUUCUGUCGCUUCCAUCGCCGGUGAAAAGGCCGUCGUCUUGGGCGGACAUCUCGCACGUCGUCGUCGGCGUCGCUCCGCUUCCAUUCCCUCAAAAGCACGUCCCCGGAGUUCUCAGUCACUCAUGUGCCAUUUCCACGGCUGGCUGCAUCUAUUCGGGGAAGGCAGAACCCGCAGCAACUACCGACGCUCUCGUAGAAGGCGACGUGCUUGGCGUGUUGCUGUGCCGAAGGAGCGGAACGGUUCUUUUUUUGUUGAACGGGGCACCGCUCAAAGCCGUGAAGUGUCCAGCAAUCAUCUUGAAUGAAACCGACCCGAGCUCCUUCACAGCGGCGGACGACAACCGCCCGCCUCCAUCGAUUCCCGACAUUUACGUGACCAUCGGCGUCAUCGGCAGAGGCGAGUGCGAAAUCAACUUUGGCGGGAAAACGUACACCGCACACGGAUACAUCAAAGACAUCAGCGGAGGCAUCAUUCAGUCCAACGCGCCAAUUCAGGCGCGCAUCUUCGGGCAGCGCCUCGCCAACUUCUCUCAAAUGCUUGCCGAGCUGCAGCUCUUCUAUCAGAUUUACUGCCCCAUCAUGCUUCCCAAAGCGAAGGGCAUGGUUGUCAUGAACAUCUCCAGAAGAGAGGUAGGCUCGCGACGGAUUCUCGGCGAAUUCGAAGAGGAACUUCAAGCCAACUACGGAAAGAAUCUCCAGGAUAUCGAGCGAAUCAAUGACCUGCUGCACCGCCGAUAUCAGGCGGAUCUGAACAGAGUUUCCCUCCGGCGAAAACAAAGCAUCGAGCGCAUGCUCAACGAGUAUCACCAAGUCCAUGAAGUGCCGGUCGAGGCUACGAAAAUCGACCAACUCGCGGAGCAAGCGCUGACGAAGCCUAAGGUCGUCGACACCUACCUCCGCGAAAAAUACGGAGACGGGAUUAACGUGCUUCUCCAGAAACGCCUAGAACAAAUCUAUGAGGCGUAUGCGCCUGAAAACAGGUCGGAGGUGCCUCUACUCGUUCAGCGCUACCCUCUCUUUGACGACGAGUUUCAGCUUUUCUGCAAGCUGAAGGUGAAGUACAACUUGGAUUUGUACGCGUUCUCGCCUCUCGACAGUUCCUUGCGGCGGGGCGACUUGGCGGCGAUCCGGCGGAAUCUGCGGCCGGCGAAGGUCAAGCAGCUGCAGCUCCUCGAGAGCGGAGAGCUUCAAGGCGUGCGCGGCCCUGACGACGACGCAGGCGCCAGCCGCAAGAGUCGCCGCGCAGACGGAGCCUCCGCGCGCGAGCGGAAAAGCGUUCGCCGAGCGAGCCGUGCCGCGGCGGGCAUGGCUGCCGCCACCGCCGCCGCCACUGCCGCCGCGCAGGCCGCCGAGAACGCCGCGGCGGCGGCCGCGGCGGCGGCGGCGAACGUGCAGGAGCAGGAGCGGAAUCGCGAAAAGCUGCGGGCGGCGCGCGAAGAGCGGCGGAAGGAGCGCGAAGUGCGCCGGAAAAGCCGCCUGGACAAGGAGACCCUCCGCGACCUCGUCGCGCGGCAGCUGCGCGAAGAGGAGGAAGAGGCGCAGCGCCGCGCCCAGUGUCCGCAGAGCGCCGAGCUCGCAGAGGAAGAACGCAAGGCGCAGGCCCGCCGCCGGAGCCUCGAGGCGAAGAAGGAGCGGAUCGAGAAGGCCCUCGGCGGCGUCAGCGACGAGGCUUGGUGGACCGCCAUGCGCAAAGCCGAAAAAGAGAGCGACGAAGAGUGGGAUCGUCUCGACGAAGCGGAGGCAGCCGCUGCCGCAGCCGCCGCGCAGAAUCGGAGCGCGCCGCCUCCAGAAAGAGCCGCAGAGAUAACGCCUCUCGACGCGGCGGCGUCGCCGGAGCCAGCAGCAGGCGGGAAGCCACGGGGGGAAAGCGGAGACGCCGCCGCGCCUCGCAGGCCGCGCCCCAAGUCCGUCCGCCUUUCGGAGGUUUCCGCGCCGCUAGAGCGAUACGGGCAACCUCGCGUCGCGCGCACCGACAUCCUCAAACACAGUCGAGGAGAAGGCCACCUCGAAGUGCGUCCGCCGAAAGCAGACGAACGCCAGCUCCAGUUGGUCAGCAACGAGACAGAGGGGACGGAGGCGCCGCCCGGCGGGGGGGUGAACGCGCAGACGCUGAGGGCCGCGGCUGCCGAAGCCGCACCCGAUCCUAGCCUUUUUGAGGAUCUCCGCGGCGCCCAGCAGCCCCCUGAGAAACUUGAAAGCGACACGUGGAAAGAGGAAGAAAGAGGCAGCGAGGAGGAAAUGCCCGAUCCUCUCCAAAGCGCUGAGGCUGCGGCUGCGCAGAGCGGCGACGAGGGAGAACCUGAGGCGGCGGAAAGUCGCGACGAGGGCGAGGCGGCAGGCGAUCCCCCAGGCCUUCACGAGGCCGCCACUGCGGAGCCAGACCCGUGCGCGACUCCGAAGUAUGAAGGGCCGUUGUCGCCUUCUCCGGCUAGAGCGUGCGAAGACGAGAGAGAAGACAACGACGCUGACUUCUUAGCCGGCGAAGCGAGUCCCGAAGCUUCGCUCUCAGCUUGCCACUCGCCUGAGUCCCCCAGUGCCGACGCGGACCCCCACGGAGACCUCUCCGAUGACGCGGCGGAUGACGAGGGUGCGGAAGGAGAUCAUGCGCCUGCGUCGUCGCCUGCGGAUGAGGGAAGAUGCGAGGUAAAGGGCGAAAAACCGGCGCUUCUUAUGGAGGCGGCGAAGAGCUUCGUUGAGGACGUCGUGAGACGAAGCAGCCUGCUGAGCGGCUGGGGUCGCAACCUGCCCGGAGUCGGAUGUGAGGCGGAGGCCGCGGUGGGUCCCUGA